GCGUGACGCCCAGAGACUCAGGGAGGAGAUCUUGAUCAUGAGGAAGCUGGAUCAUCCGAACACCGUGCUUCUCUAUGAGACCUUUGAGGAUGAGAAGAACGUGUUCCUCGUGAUGGAGCUUUGUUCCGGCGGUGAAAUGCUAGGCUUCAUCUUGGAGAGUGGCCGCCACACAGAGUCCCAGGCUGCGAUUGUCAUGCAGCAGGUGUUCCAGGCGGUCGUCUACCUGCACUCAGUUGGCAUCUGCCACCGUGACAUCAAGCAUAGCAACACCCUCUUGCUGAGUCAAGCCCAGCUUGAGGACAACGUGGUGAAGCUCGUGGACUUCGGAUUGGCGUGCUGUUUUACCCGUGGGGAACCCAUGCGACAGUGCGCUGGCACUGCAAUCUACGUGGCACCCCAGGUGCUUGAAUGCAAGUACGACCACUCUAUCGACCUUUGGAGCUGUGGUGUGCUGCUCUACAUCUUGCUGUGCGGCUAUCCCCCCUUCCGCGGCGACACGGACGCCGCAGUCAUGAAUGCCAUACGAAG
This is a messenger RNA of Symbiodinium pilosum, 528 nucleotides long. The record is from the annotation of a GenBank genome assembly. NCBI's taxonomy places the organism in Eukaryota, Dinophyceae, Suessiales, Symbiodiniaceae.